Molecule: messenger RNA, 2293 nt
Organism: Culicoides brevitarsis
Lineage: Eukaryota; Metazoa; Arthropoda; Insecta; Diptera; Ceratopogonidae
Product: ATP-binding cassette subfamily G member 4-like
Exons: 9
Coding region: 204-2144 (646 amino acids)
Biological process (GO): transmembrane transport
Cellular component (GO): membrane
Molecular function (GO): ABC-type transporter activity; ATP binding; ATP hydrolysis activity
Source: RefSeq, a predicted model, not a curated record
AAAAAAAUAUUUAUCAGUGCUAAAGCAGUUGCUGCAUCGAGUGAUAAAUUAUAUUUAAUUCCAAAUCAUGUAAAAAAUUAUCAGAAAAUUAAGAAAAAACGUGCCAAUGACUAACAAUUAGUAACAAGUGACUUUUAAUAAAAACUUCAACAAAAAAAAAAUAAAUUCCUUAAAAAAAUUUUAAAAAAAUUGUUGCUCCAAAUAUGGAAUUAAGUGACGACAACGGUAGACCCAGUGACGUUUUGCUAACAGAAGUGAAUGUGCCCGUUACUCAAAAUGCCAGAACCGGUCUCAAUCAUCUAGCGAAAUGGCCAUUGGUGGAUUUGUCUUUUCAAAAUAUCAAAUAUGACAUCAGUGAUUUUGGGGCGACAAAACCCAUUCUUCACGGUGUCAGUGGCUGUUUCAAGUCACAACAGCUGACUGCAAUUAUGGGACCAUCUGGAGCGGGCAAAAGUACUCUACUGAAUAUUUUGGCGGGAUUCAGACAACAAUCAUCCGGUGAUAUAAAAAUAAACAACAAAUCUCGUGAAAUGGACACGUUUCGUCGGAUGUCACGCUAUAUCAUGCAAGAAGAUGUCUUUCAUCGAAUGUUGACCAUCCGAGAAGCGAUGAUGGUUGCGGCAGACCUCAAAUUAGGGAACGUUUUUGACAAAAAAGCCAAGUCAGAGAUUAUAGACGAAAUUUUAGAAUUAUUAAGAUUAACGAAGGCUGGCGACACAUUGGGACACUUGCUUUCGGGUGGCGAACGUAAAAGGCUCUCGAUUGCACUCGAGCUGGUCAAUAACCCACCGAUAAUUUUCUUGGAUGAACCAACGACGGGACUGGAUGACUUAUCAAGCUCGCAAUGCAUCUCGCUGCUGCAGCACGUUGCUCACGGAGGUCGUACUGUAAUUUGCUCGAUUCAUCAACCGUCUGCCAAAAUCUUUGCCAUGUUCGAUAAUGUGUAUAUUUUGUCGGAGGGACAUUGCGUGUUUCGAGGGCCCGGAUCGAAUAUUAUUGAAUAUGUUGAGAAUAUUGGAUUGAAAUGCCCGUUGAGUUAUAAUCCAGCGGAUUUUAUCAUUGAAAUUUCCUGCGGCGAAUACGGCAGACGGUACAUUGACAAAAUGAUCGAAAACAUUGACACAAAUUGUCCCCUUGACCCAAGUGAUAAUCUUACCAAAGCAACAAAAAAUUCCGAAGAACCAAAUUUAGGCGAUUAUGAAAUCGAUGUGAAACACUUGAAAGCCAAGUCAUCCGAUUGGGAUCAAUUCCGAACGUUGCUCCGAAGAAAUUUAACAGAAAUUUUCCGGAAUCGUCAGUAUUUAAUGAUCAAAUUUUACACACACAUCUUCUUGGGACUCCUGAUCGGGACCCUUUUCUUCCAAAUGGGGAACGAUGCCUCGAAAACUUUGUACAAUUUUGGAUUUUGCUUCACAAUUAUCAUUGCCUUUAUGUAUAUUCCGUUGAUGCCGAUACUCUUAGAAUUUCCCAGUGAAGUUAAGUUGCUAAAACGUGAGUACUUUAAUCAGUGGUAUCGAUUGAUUCCGUAUUACUUCUCAUCGAUGAUCGCAAAAAUGCCGAUUCAAUUGUCCUUGGCUGUCAUGUAUCUCACGUUGUUGUAUAUUCUCACGGGACAACCGCUGGAAUGGCAUCGCAUGACAAUGUUUUUCACAAUUUCCUUACUCGUGUUUCUCGUUUCCGAGUGUUUUGGCAUCCUUGUGGCAUCACGAUUGAGUGUUUUGAACGCAAUGUUCACGGGACCAUGUCUACUUGUGCCUCUCAUGCUGCUUAGUGUCUACAACAUUGGCGGCGGAAUCUCAAAUGUACCAAAAUACAUGAGAGUUCUGAUGUCUGUGAGUUAUUUGCGAUACGGAAUGGAAGGUGUUAUCGAUGCCAUUUACGGUUACGGUCGAGGUGACAUGGAAUGUCCUGACGAGGAAGUUUUUUGUCCUUAUAAGAAGCCAUCAUUCCUGAAACAAAUCAUGGGAUUUGAAGAAGUCAAUUUCUUCACAUCACUCGUUGCUUUGAUAUUUUUCUACGUUAUCUUCAAUUUAGCUGCCUUUUAUCUCAUUAGGCGACGAGUAAUGUGUCAGUCGUAUGAUAAUUACUACAUUAAGUACUUUCAGUCGUUGUGUGUCAAAUAUAUGAAUAAUUUUAAGAGGUAAUUUUGUAUGUUAAUCUAAUCUAAUGUGAACUGAGUUCAUGAUGAAUUACAAAAAAAUGUUAUGCAAGGGCAAUAUUUUGAUAUGAAAAUAUUUAAAUUUUAAGGUCUUCUAGGCUAGGUAUUUAAAGUAAUUGUAAAUAAAAAAAAUUA